AUAAAAACCACAGAAGAAGAAGAAGAAGAAGAAGCAGCAGCAGCAGCAGUAGUUUCUUCUCACUGUUAUCUAAGUUAGUGUCUGUGAUGCAGCAAAGGUCUGUCAGCCGCAGGUAAACAUCAGAAGACAAUGAAGACAUCUGUUUCUAGAGGUUCAGUGGCGUUUUGUCGCUUGUUUUUCUUCAUUUGUGCUGUAAACGUGUCGCGGGCUCAAAUCUACUCUGCGCUCUACGAUGAGAAAACAUCCCGUCUGUUCCUGAGAGAGGGGCUUCAGCCGGGCUCUGUCGCUGUCGCCAACUUCACAGACCACAUCAGUAACACGGGGUGGGCGUAUCUGGAGGUCAGCACCAGCGGUGGUUAUAAUGACACGCUGCAGGCGUACGCUGCUGGAGUCGUGGAGGCUGCCGUCACCUCACAGCUCAUCUACAAGCACUGGAUGAACACACUGAUGGGUUACUGCGGCCCGUUCUCUCACGAUGUCAGCUACUGCCAGCGGCUCAAAGACUACAUCACCAGCAACCUGCAGUGGCUCACGCAGCAGAUGGACGCGCACGCAGACGCCCCGUACUGGCAUCAGGUGCGUUUGUCUUUGCUGCAGCUGCGAGGUCUGGAGGACGGCUACAAUGGCCAGAUUGAGUUUCCGACUGGAAGCCUUUCCAUCAACCCCUUUGGCUUCCUCCUUUUCCAGAUGGGUGGAGACCUGGAGGACCUGGAGGCGGCGCUGAACAAGUCCAGCCAGUCUCGCACCGUAGGCUCCGGCUCCUGCUCGGCUCUGAUCAAGUUCCUCCCGGGCCUCAAGGACCUGCUGGUGUCACAUGACACCUGGAACAACUACCAGUCAAUGCUGAGGAUACUGAAGAGAUACAGCUUUACUUACCGCACGUCUCCCACAGAAAAGGAGAUUAUUCCUGGCAGAAUCCAGGUGUUUUCCUCCUAUCCGGGCAGUAUUUUCUCAGGAGACGACUUUUAUUUGCUCAGCACUGGUCUGGUAACUUUGGAAACCACCAUAGGCAACAGUAACGCUGAGCUGUGGAGAUUCGUUCGGCCCCGUGGUGCUGUCAUGGAGUGGCUGAGGAACAUCGUAGCCAAUCGACUUGCUCAAAGCGGUCAAGCAUGGACUGACAUCUUCAGCAAGUACAACAGCGGAACGUACAACAAUCAGUGGAUGGUGAUCGACUACAAGGCCUUCGUCCCGGGCCAGGGAUACACAAAACAAGGGCUUUUCACAGUUUUGGAGCAAAUACCUGGAAUGAUCGUGACAGCAGACAAAACUGAAGAGCUGUUUCAGACUGGCUACUGGGCCAGCUACAAUAUCCCGUACUUUGAGAAGGUGUUCAAUGCGAGCGGAGGGCAGGAGCUGGUUCAGAAAUACGGGUCCUGGUUCUCCUUCAGUGACAAUCCGAGAGCGCAGAUUUUCCGCAGAAACCAGUCUCUCGUUACGGACAUCGAGUCCAUGGUGCGUCUGAUGAGGUAUAAUAACUACGAGGAGGACCCUCUGUCGCGCUGUGACGGCUGUGACCCCGCUCAGAACGGGGAGAACUCCAUCUCGGCCCGCUCGGACCUGAAUCCUGGGAACGGCUCGUAUCCGUUCGGGGCUCUGAAGCAGCGGCCUCAUGGUGGCACAGACAUGAAGGUGACCAGCGCUGACAUGUUCAGCCGGCUGGAGCUGGUGGCGGUCAGCGGCCCCACGUGGGAUCAGGUGCCCGUCUUCCAGUGGAGCAGCUCGCCCUACAGCACACUCCUGCACAUGGGCCAUCCGGACCGCUGGGCCUUCCAGCCCGUCCACGUCAGAUGGUCCACCUGAACACCUCCAUCACCUGUCCAGUCCCUGAUCAUCCACGUGAUGACCACAGUCUCAAGAAGAGAAGAGCCUAGGAAACCAAUGUUUUGAUUAAGAGAAGCGUUAUGUGACUGCUGUGUUCUGGAAGAGUGUAAUGUUCCUCUGAAAUGUUCUGUGUCUGUGGAAUGAGAAUCAGUCGAGACGUCGUGAUUGUUCUGCUGCUGCUUUGAAUUUCUCAACUAAGCCUUGCACAUGAAAAAUAUGGAAAUUGUGUAAUAAUUGUGUAUUCAGACUAUGGCCAUUAUUCUGUUUUCUAAAAUGUAAAAUUGAGAAUAAAAAUAAAAUAAAAUGUAUCAUAAGUAUGAAAGCA
Cyprinus carpio (common carp) is the source of this 2149-nucleotide messenger RNA. It is a transcript of the gene plbd2, whose product is annotated as phospholipase B domain containing 2. Gene Ontology annotation, biological process: phospholipid catabolic process. Gene Ontology annotation, cellular component: extracellular region. Gene Ontology annotation, molecular function: glycerophospholipase activity. Lineage: Eukaryota; Metazoa; Chordata; Actinopteri; Cypriniformes; Cyprinidae. The record is from RefSeq and is a predicted model, not a curated record.